AUGUAUGUGGACGUCGAGACCACGGCAAAGGAGCAUGGCCAGCUCCAGCAAAGGCUGUGGGAGAUCUCGCAGACAGAGCAAUCAACAGUCCUUCCCGAUGCUGCAAGUUUGGCGCGGGCAAGAAAGUCUCUCCCUCACUCCCUUGGUGAUAAUGGUAUGGGGUAUGACUAUGCGAGGCGUCACAUCCUGGAAGACAUCGUCCCGGCCUUCAACAACAGCAGCAUAAGCCCGCUUUACUACGGCUUCGUCACUGGAGGGAUUACGCCCGCUGCUCUUUUUGCUGAUGGGAUUGUUUCAGCCUAUGACCAAAAUGUCCAAGUGCAUCUUACGGAGCACACUAUAGCGACAGAUGUUGAGUAUACGACCUUGUGUUUGCUCGCAGAUCUUCUUCGACUAGGUCGCGAAUGGCACAAUGGCACUUUCACGACUGGGGCAACCGGAAGCAAUAUCUUAGGUCUAGCAUGCGGACGGGAGUAUGUUUUGCGGACCGCUCUUGCUAAGAAAGGGGUAACAACUAUCGAAAGUGUCGGAGAAUCCGGGCUGUUCGAGACCAUGCAAGCAGCGGGUCUUUCGGGGCUCCAGAUACUCUCGACAAUGCCACACUCGUCGCUUGCUAAGGCAGCCGGGAUAUUAGGAUUUGGUCGGGCCAAUGUUAAAGAUGUCUCUUUGAAAAACGAUCCUCUCCGCUUCAAUCUGGACUUGGUCGAAACGGAGCUACGCAACUCAAACAAGGCCACCAUUGUUGCUGUAUCGUGCGGCGAGGUCAAUACCGGGCAAUUCGCCACCAGUGGCCUGAAUGAUAUGCAAAAAUUGCGUACGCUUUGUGAUGAAUAUGGUGCCUGGCUUCAUGUGGACGGUGCCUUUGGAAUCUUCGCCCGUACUCUUCCAGAGGAUUCCGAGUAUGGUGUCGUCAGGAAAGGAUGUGAAGGGGUCGAACUUGCGGAUUCACUUGCUGGAGACGGCCAUAAGAUGCUUAAUGUUCCAUACGAUUGCGGGUUUUUCUUCUGCCGGCAUCAGAACGAGGCAAUGAGUGUGUUCCAAAAUGCUAACGCGGCCUAUUUGACUGGAGGUAGCACUCAGGCCCAGUCAAUCCCUUCCCCAUUGAACAUCGGCCUCGAGAAUUCACGAAGGUUUCGUGCUCUGCCCGUCUACGCUUCCCUCAUUGCGUAUGGAAGCGCGGGUUAUCAAAAAAUGGUUCAGGAGCACAUUCGGCUGGCUAGGUUAAUUGCCGGAUGGCUGUUUGAUCACCCAAAAUACAACACAUUACCAGAUGUAGAAAGCAAGGAAGAUCUUCUUGACAAGACUUAUAUGGUCGUUUUGUUCAGUGCCAAAGACGACAACCUGAAUCGUCAGCUUGCGGCCAUGAUUGACCAGACUCGCAAGAUAUUCGUCUCAGGCACCUCUUGGCAAGGAAGGCCAGCUUGUCGAAUUGCGAUUUCAAACUGGAGAGUUCAGGCAGAAAGGGAUUUCCCUAUAGUUAAGGAAGUCCUGGAUAAUGUGGCUGGAACAGAAUGA
Messenger RNA from Aspergillus versicolor CBS 583.65, 1515 nucleotides. RefSeq names its product pyridoxal phosphate-dependent decarboxylase family protein. The coding region runs from base 1 to 1515 and encodes 504 amino acids. Gene Ontology annotation, molecular function: pyridoxal phosphate binding; carbon-carbon lyase activity. The transcript has a single exon. NCBI's taxonomy places the organism in Eukaryota, Fungi, Ascomycota, Eurotiomycetes, Eurotiales, Aspergillaceae. The record is from RefSeq and is a predicted model, not a curated record. Gene Ontology annotation, biological process: carboxylic acid metabolic process.